AUGGUUUUGAGCAUUUAUGAUUGCCCUUUAUUUGCAUUUCAACCCGAGUUCGUCACCAGUCCUUAAGUUUCAAAAUGAUAAAACUCAAAAGAAAAUGGCCAGUUCAGUAUGUUUACGAGACAUUCAAGAGGCAAGCAAGAGAAUAGCGCCGUAUAUCCACAGAACUCCGGUCUUAACUAGCUCGACAUUAGAUAAAAUGACUGGAAAAUCUCUUUUCUUUAAGUGUGAGGUGUUCCAAAAAGUCGGUGCAUUUAAGUUUCGUGGUGCUUCGAACGCGAUAGGAAAGCUGGUUGAGGAAUAUCCUGGUGACACAAAACAUUUAAUGAUUGUAACUCACAGCAGUGGCAACCAUGCACAAGCAAUUGCACUGGCAUCCAAACUGAGAGGUGUGAAAGCUAACAUUGUCAUGCCCAAGGAUUCUCCAGCUGUAAAGAAAAAUGCAGUGCUAGGCUAUGGUGCUCAAAUAACUGAGUGUGUCAAUACUAAAGAGGGUCGUGAAGGAACUUGUGCCUCAGUAUUGAAGUCGUAUGGAUCAAAUGGUCACUUGAUUCAUCCAUUUGAUAAUGUUCAUGUAAUAGCAGGACAGGGAACAAUUGGUCUGGAAGUUUUGGAACAAGUCCCACAUGCUGAUGCUAUUUUAGUUCCUGUUGGUGGUGGUGGUUUAAUCAGUGGUGUUAGCAUUGCUGUAAAGAACACACGACCUGAUGUGAAGAUAUUUGCUGCUGAGCCUGCUAAUGCAGAUGAUUGUGCUAAAUCUUUGGCUGGUAACACACGAAUACCUCUCACAGGUCCCCCUAACACGAUUGCUGAUGGACUGCGUACUAGCAUUGGUGAAGUCACGUGGCCAAUCAUAAAGCAGUAUGUUGAUGACGUCAUAACGGUAAGUGAGGAAGAGAUAAUUAAUGCAACGAGAUUAGUAAUGGAACGAAUGAAGGUGGUUAUUGAACCAUCUUCUGGUGUAGUUGUUGCCGCUUUAUUUACGGAGAAAUUUCAAAAUAUUGCUGCGAGUUUUAAUAAUAUUGCUGUGCUGUUGUGCGGAGGAAAUAUAGAUCUAGAUAACUUUCCUCCUCCUCAGCCGUAAAUUAUUAUGCGAUUAUUGUGCGCAGCGUCAUUGACUUGUGUCGCAGAUUCAAAUACCAUCAAAAAUAGUUAAUGAUGUAAAAAAAAGGAAAAUGGCGUAGAUGAUUGUUCGUGAAACGUGCGUUGUCGUAAGAUCAUGGACGAUUAGAAAUCAUUUCACGCGUCGAUGAUCACAAUUAUACACGAAAGAAAAUGUGUGGGAAAAACUUCUCUAGUAUACCUGGAAACAAUUCAAUGGCCUACAUUUGGCGUGUAGUUCUAAUGAGAAUUAAGCACGCCGAAUGUUACUAAAAUCAACUACCAGUUUAGUUCAAAAACAACAUGUGGCAAAGAGUUAUGUCAGCAAUAUUGUUAUUUUACAAAAAUAACAUCUUUAGCUGCAAAAUAAAAUUAAAAUUGAAAGUACUUAAUUUGAUAGUGUUUGUAUAUCAUUAUUAAACAAAGAAGCUUUAUAACAUGAUUUUUGUAAUCAUUUGACAAAAUAGACGAAGCUUGUCAAUAAAAUAUUGUCAUAGA
This is a messenger RNA of Xenia sp. Carnegie-2017, 1596 nucleotides long. Its product is annotated as probable serine racemase. The record is from RefSeq and is a predicted model, not a curated record. The coding region runs from base 17 to 1081 and encodes 354 amino acids. Lineage: Eukaryota; Metazoa; Cnidaria; Anthozoa; Malacalcyonacea; Xeniidae. Gene Ontology annotation, biological process: D-serine biosynthetic process; L-serine metabolic process; pyruvate biosynthetic process. The transcript is spliced from 5 exons. Gene Ontology annotation, molecular function: serine racemase activity; magnesium ion binding; L-serine ammonia-lyase activity.